This is a messenger RNA of Anopheles marshallii, 999 nucleotides long. RefSeq names its product protein obstructor-E. The record is from RefSeq and is a predicted model, not a curated record. Bases 1 to 999 code for a protein of 332 amino acids. NCBI's taxonomy places the organism in Eukaryota, Metazoa, Arthropoda, Insecta, Diptera, Culicidae. The transcript is spliced from 4 exons. Gene Ontology annotation, molecular function: chitin binding. Gene Ontology annotation, cellular component: extracellular region.
AUGAUUAUUAGUCGUGAGGCGACCGUCAAGAUGAAAGCAGUGGCCAAGUUCAGUCUCAGUUUCCUAGUGCUGCUCAGUGUGAUAUUCGGACUAUCCACUGCCCAAACGCAGCUACGGCGGCAGUAUGAGCUAAAUCGACGAACGCCGGGUACGGCGGUCCGCAAUCGAGAGCCCGUGGCAUCCGAUGCACCGGCGCGUAGCCCGGUGCGACAACAGGGCCCGGUACAGGCGUCUGCAUCGGACGAGAUUGACCCGGAGCUGUCGGAGAACUGUCCCGAACCGAACGGUUACUUUGCGGAUGCGGAACAGUGCGACAAGUACUACCAGUGCCGUGAUGGCCAAAUUACGGAGAAGCUAUGCCCGGACGGUAUGGUGUUCAACGAUUAUGAUUCCGACCAGGAGAAGUGUGAUCUGCCGUUUAACAUUGACUGCAGCAAGCGUCCCAAAUUCCAAACGCCGAUACCGUCUCUGCACUGUCCCCGCCAGAACGGUUACUUUGCCAGCGAAACGGGAGCGUGCGAUAAGUUCUACUACUGCGUCGACGGUAUGUUUAACAUGAUCACCUGCCCGGAAGGGUUAGUGUUCAAUCCACGCACCGGCAUCUGUACGUGGCCGGACGAGGCACAGAAGAAGGGCUGCUCCUCCGAGGAUGUGUUCAAGUUUUCCUGCCCGAAGGUGAACGAAACCGAGGCAGCCACCCAUCCGCGGUAUGCCGAUCCGGAUGACUGUCAGUUCUUCUACGUGUGCAUCAACGGUGAAACACCGCGCCGUAACGGUUGCAAGCUGGGACAAGCGUUCGACGAUGUGGCCAAACACUGCGAGUGGGCCCGCAAGGUGCCGGAUUGUGCCGAUUGGUAUAAAGAUCGGCUUACCGACAAGCAGCUGGAAGAGCUGGAAAAUCCUCCAACACCGAAACCGAAACCAGCCAACAGCCCGUCCAAGGUUUCCCGCCGACGCCCAUCAAAACGGCCGAAGCAACCCGUCGAUGAUGUGGAGUAA